AUGAAUAAUGGAGUAGCUCGUCAUGCGCUUUCGUUGAUUGUGAAUGCCAUAUAUUUUACGGCUGAGUGGGAGUAUAAGUUCUAUAGCGAAAGCAAUACGAAGCAGAAAUUCUUCAGCUCGGAAACAGAUGCUAGAGAGAUGGACUUCAUGAACGAUAUGGAAGAGCAUCGACUAUAUGCAGAAGAUGAUAGUGUACAAGUCUUGUCUUUGCAGUAUAAGGACACUUCUUAUGCGUUCAACAUCUUUUUGCCUAAGAAAAGGUUCGGUCUUGAGGAGCUGAAGGAAAGUUUGAACGGCGCAAAAAUCCAACAUCUGCUAUCCAAACUGGAAAUCGCUUACAUAUCGGUAUCAAAAGCAUAA
Messenger RNA from Strongylus vulgaris, 360 nucleotides. The record is from the annotation of a GenBank genome assembly. NCBI's taxonomy places the organism in Eukaryota, Metazoa, Nematoda, Chromadorea, Rhabditida, Strongylidae.